Molecule: messenger RNA, 792 nt
Organism: Talaromyces rugulosus
Lineage: Eukaryota; Fungi; Ascomycota; Eurotiomycetes; Eurotiales; Trichocomaceae
Exons: 4
Coding region: 1-792 (263 amino acids)
Molecular function (GO): oxidoreductase activity, acting on the CH-OH group of donors, NAD or NADP as acceptor
Source: RefSeq, a predicted model, not a curated record
AUGCAAAUGGAAAUCUUCAAUCUCGACGGGAGAACUGCCCUGGUCACUGGAGGGGGUCGCGGAAUUGGACGAGCAAUGGCCGUGGGACUCGCAGAAGCGGGGGCCGACAUUGUGCUUCUUUUAGUUGCGUUUGACAGCCCAAACAAUCGCGAUCUAUCCCAAACCGAGACCAAAGAACAGAUUGAAAAGCUCGGCCGAAAAUGCUUCACCUAUGCAUGCAAUCUUGAGCUUAAGGAUUCGGUUUCGCGGGUUAUUCAGGAAGUCCUCUCCAGCCAUGAAAUUCACAUCCUCUUAAAUGCAGCCGGCAUACAGCGACGGCUGUCAGCUGAGAAUUAUGACCAAGAAACCUACGAGGAGGUCAUGCAAGUGAACCUAGGUGCCGCAUUCACACUAUGCAGGGAAAUCGGAAAAUACUGGAUUAAAAAUGGAAUCAAAGGGAGUCUUAUUAAUACUGCUAGCUUAGCAUCAUUUCAGGGAGGAGUGAGGAUGUCUGGGUAUGCCGUGAGCAAAGGUGGGAUUGCCAUGCUCACCAAAGCACUCUCUAAUGAAUGGGCAACGCAUGGUAUACGCGUCAAUGCUAUUGCACCGGGUUAUAUCGCGACGGAUAUGAACGUCGAUACCAGAACCAGUCCGGAUAAGACUUACUAUAAGUCUAUUACGGACCGAAUCCCAAUGGGAAGAUGGGGAGACCCUGAAGAGUUUAAGGGGAUCGUGGUAUUUCUUGCCAGUAAGGCAAGUUCGUACAUUACAGGCGAAAUUAUAACUGUUGAUGGAGGUUGGCUAGCUAGAUAA